AUGAUAUCCGCACUGCUGCUCUCCCUGCUCCUGUUCACGGAGGCCGAGGCCGGUUUCGGCCCUCCCCCUGGAAAAGAUUUACUCCAUGCCCUCUACGGAGCCCCCUGUGACUGUAAAGGCGGCGUCACCCCUGCUACACCUACCACUUACACACAAGCCGUUGAUUGCGGUGACAAGACAGCUUACCUCCAGUACCACCACACCACCACGGGAAUAUCCAAACAAUCCUUCAAAUGCGUAAGAAAACCCAAAAUAAUCCCCCAGAAUAAUGGCAUCCCUGGACCCUGUCCCUUUAAUUGUGUCUACCUCCAAGCCCUUCACUCCUCCUGCUACACUAGCACACAGCAAUGCACAGGUAAUUCAGGUACCUAUCUCACCGCCCGCCAACAAAGAGAAUAUGCGGGGACCUUUGGAGGAGAGGUUAGUGCUGCCAUCUUAGGGAGAACACACAAAUAUGCCCAAGCCUCUUGUGACAGAAAUAACAUUGGAAAGAAUGUCUGCUGGUCGCUCCACGCACCCAUUCACGUCUCUGAUGGCGGGGGCCCUACUGAUCAAAUCAGAGAAAUGGAGGUCAAAGAGCGCGUGGAUGAAAUUAUCAGAGCCAUGUAUCCCCCCUUACAAUACCAUCCGCUAGCUUUACCUCGAGGACGGGGUGUGGAUCUUGAUGUCCAGACCUCUGACAUUCUUACUUCAACCCAUAGGGCGCUCAAUAUCACCAACCCUGAACUUGCAAAAGACUGCUGGCUCUGUAUGACCCUGGGCACCCCAAUGCCCCUAGCCUUACUGACACAUAAUCUCUCCUUUGCCACCAAUUGUACACUUAGCCCUCCUUUCCGGGUACAGCCCAUGCGGCCUCUCUCUGCCCCCUGCAUGGAAGCUCCUUUUCGGAAUUCUUCCUAUGAUCUUAAUGUAGGCCAUGCAUCCUUUGCUCUUUGUACUUCUAAUCACACCUUUAACUACACCGUAGAGCGGACACCUCACCUUCUUUGCCCCACCCCAGGGAGAGUGUUCGUAUGCGGGGGCAACAUGGCCUUUCUAGCCCUGCCUUCCAAUUGGACGGGCCUCUGUGUGCAGGCCUCUAUCCUCCCUGACAUCAACAUUAUUUCAGGGGACCAACCGGUCCCACUGCCUAGCAUAGAUUAUAUUGCAGGAAGACCAAAAAGAGCCGUGGCGUUCAUUCCUUUAUUGGUGGGCCUCGGGGUAACGGGAGCCGUGACCACCGGUUCCGCGGGGUUGGGUGUGGCAAUUCACUCGUAUGCCAAAUUAUCUAACCAAUUGAUUAAUGAUGUCCAGACCCUCUCAGGGACUAUCCAUGAUCUCCAGGACCAAAUUGACUCCCUUGCGGAAGUAGUGCUUCAAAACAGGAGAGGGUUGGACCUGCUCACAGCCGAACAGGGGGGAAUAUGCUUAGCCUUGCAAGAAAAAUGUUGUUUUUAUGCCAACAAGUCUGGUAUAGUAAGGGAUAAAAUUAAAAAAUUGCAAGAGGAGCUGGUCCGAAGACGCAAAGAACUCUUAGAUAACCCUCUCUGGAAUGGUCUGCAUGGGACCCUUCCAUAUCUGAUCCCCCUUCUUGGGCCAUUAAUAGGCUUUUUAUUGCUCCUUUCCUUUGGCCCUUGGGCCUUCAAUAAAUUAACCACGUUUGUUAAGUCUCAAGUAGAUUCAGCUGUUGACAGGAAGAGCCAUAUAUUUUACAGCAGACUACCGGAACAAGACAUCAUUGAACAGCCAGGAGAACGUUUACAAUUCACAGAAGACCUCCUGAAGGAACCCUGGCAUCGGCGUGGAGGAAAAGGCUUUAUACUCUCUGUAGAAAAGCCAAUCAACCCCUUCCUUUCCCCCACUCAGCUUAGCUCUGUCACCAAAUUCUUAUCUUUUGACCUUUGA
Molecule: messenger RNA, 1884 nt
Organism: Trichosurus vulpecula (common brushtail)
Lineage: Eukaryota; Metazoa; Chordata; Mammalia; Diprotodontia; Phalangeridae
Product: syncytin-1-like
Exons: 1
Coding region: 1-1884 (627 amino acids)
Source: RefSeq, a predicted model, not a curated record